UUUUCAAAACUUCCUGUCGUCUGAAGACCGAAAUGGCAAAACGAAUUCGUUUUGUCCUUUGACUACUUAUCUGAAGUCAUGAGCCAUCAGGCGUUUAUUCUACUAGUCGUCUGUUUGGUCCCAUCAACUUUUGGACUUCUUGAUUGGAUCUUUGGUUCAGAUACGUCAAACAACGAUGGCAAACUGCGAGGUCUCAUUCCCAAAAAUGCCAAUUUUGAAAUGCAGUCAACAGACGAACAGUUCCUCACCGAGUUUUCAAAAUACCUUAUGGAAACAGAAAUGGAAUCACAGCUUGGAUUAUGUUUUCACAAAGUAAUCUACAGGUAUACAGCAAAACGUAAAUGCAGCCAAAUGAUUGAGGAGGAAAUGAGUAAGCUUGCUGUCCAUCUACUAAACUGUCAGUCACAGUCGGAGAACAGACCAAUUUUUACAUGCACAGACACCAUGACUUUAGGGCAAUGUACAGAGAAUAUGGAUGGCUCUACGUGGAAUGCCUACCACUUGAUGAACAAUCGGGCACGUGCAAUGUGCUAUGCAACUCAACAACAACACUUCCGUAAAAUGACAGAGAUGGCUGUUACAAAGCUUGCACUGUCUGCCAAAAGCCAGUUACAAGCAAUGGACAAUUUAGAGAAAGGACAAGAAACUCUCCAUUCCUUGACAACUGACACAGUUCAGAAGUUGUACGAGAGCCAACAAGACCUACUAGGAACUCACAGAGAGCUCCAGAUAGCUCACCAAGACGUCAUGGAACAUGUCUCAUCCAAUAUUGACAAUCUAAUGAAAGAAAAAUCUUUGAUAGCUGCAGGGAAUAAGGAGCUUGCAGAUAUGACAGAAAGUAUCAAGAAUAAAUUAGAACUCACAACAAGCACACUGACAGAGCAGGAUAGUGAUCAGAAGAAAAACCACAGGCAGAUCAUGGAAGAUUUGAAUGGGAUCCAUGUCAAAGCACAAGAGGCCUUAUCAAAGCUUGACAACAGUUCAAAGUAUUUCCUCAAGAAUCAUAAGGAGAUGAUGGUUCACUAUCAGCUAUUGUAUGAGAACAUCAUCAAAAUCAACAGCACAGUGGAGAAUUUGCUGUCUACUGUCAGUGCUAUGCAGGAAAAGCUGGACAAGAAGAUUGGCUGGUUUACCCAUAUUUUAGGAGCCACUGAUGAGAAGUUAUCAUUCCUGUUGGUUUUAGGCCAACACAUUGGGUACUUUCUGGUUAUGGCACUGGUUGUCUCCUUUCUACAAAUCCCAAGGUUUUCCAGACUGACUAUGCUAAUGGGAGUUAUUGCCAGUAGCAUUUUAGAACUCCAGUUUGAGUGUACUAUCGGAUUCCAGCAACUUACAGCAUUUUGUCUUGCUAUCAUUGGUGGGAAUUGCCUUUACCAUAUUUGGAGGCAGAAAAACAUGACAACGUCUCAAAGGCUUUUUGCUCUGAAAGACACAACACAUGUGAGAGGAGACAACUCUUUGUAUACAGAGUACACAGUGGAGGACCUCAGGGAACUGAACACAACACUACAGAGAUUAAGUCACUCUUUGAAUGACAAUUUACAUGAGAUGAGUUUGCGAGAUAGAGAUGGACAGACCCCAGUUGUUAGAACUCCUGAAAAUAACAUUCCAACACCCAGGCCAGAUUCCUCUACCAUGCCGGAUGACUUAGAACAUGUGCGGCGUUAUAUCAAUGAACUGGAUGACAGAUUAUCUACUUCCUCACGUCCUUCUGCUACUCCAAUACCUUCCACGUCCUUCAGACACGCAUCCAGAUCCUCCACGCCCUUGAGUACGACCAGUUCUCGCUGUAUAGGUACCACCAGAUCUGGUACACCAUGUCGUCUUCAGUCACCACCAGGCCAUGAUUUCUGUCACAGACAUCGCCAGGGACAGGGCAGCUAACCCAACACAAUGUCAACAACUUAUGACAGCACAUGAAAAGAAAGAUUUUUUUUAUCAGGAUAUUAGCAUUGUGCAUUCCGGUUUGUCAUUUUAUUUGUACUCUCUAAAUUCCAAUCAUAGUGAAACCUUUGUUAAAUAAAGUUGCAAUAAUACAUGCAUGGAUCAUGAAGUUCCUUCAAAUCAUUGAACAAAUUCAAGCAUAUAUACUGGCCAAUAGAUACAGUUUUAUUUUUUGGUCAUUAAUGGUAUUUAUGAGAUGUUACAUUUAUGUUUUCUAUAUUCUAAAACUGUUCAUUGCUAUUGAUCAUAAUGUUGAUUCAUCCUAGCUUUGUUUUGCCCCGAAUAAAAAGUUUAAAGCAACAAAUAUGAAUCUAGAUAAAUAUACACUAAGAGUGUACUUGAAUUUUAUCACAGUCGUCAAUGUUAUUUAUUUGUUUUCGUUGAAGCAAGAAAUAGAUCGUUUACAAAUGGUAUGAUUACAUUCAAAGAUUUAAUUUUGGUUUAUACAAAUAUAUCUCUCGGACUAGCAGCUGAAAUAUUCAGGUACUGGUACAGGUAAUGUUAAUUGUAUAUUAAUACUUGUUGUACUCAUAAAGCCUGACCAGUUUCUUUUAAGAUUUCACUUCCCUUUUCAAGUUUCGAAAAUUGUACAGUAAAACCCUGUUAUACUGCCACCAUUUGUCCUGAGAAAUGUUGGCAUUAUAAAGGGGGUUGGGGAUAAAUUGAGGCAUUCUUAAUAAAAAAUAAAAAAUAAAAAAAGGACCAAAAUAUAUUGAUUGUAAGCAAGGUGUGAAAAAAAAGCAAGCAUUAAAGCAUUACCGUAAAGAUAAACAUGUAUCAAGAAGCAAAAAAAGCAUUAUAUCAAGCUCUUUAAUUUCUGUAUUGUUGUUAAUAUUAUUAUGCCACGUUAAACAAUACAUUUUAUUGCACAUUUUACCUGUAACUUUUUUUCCACACUAUUAUUGAUUUGAAUUUGCGAGUAUUUGUGUACCAUUUGGAGAGAAAAAAAACAUAGAAAUUCUCAUCCUUAUGAACAUGGGAUCUGACAAAAAAUGUUUUUUUGAAAAUUUAUUUUGAUAGUUAUAAUUUUAUUUCAUUAUACAUUGUAAUGCUUUUGAAUCUUUUUGUGUUCAGUACAAUAUAUUAACCAACCAUGUUCCUCACAUGUUUGUUUAGAGUAAAUGAUUAUAUUCCAAGAGGUAGACGAUAUAUCAUGUAGAAACUGGUAUGUUAUUGCUUUGUUUGAUUGAUGAGUGGGUUUUUUGGUUCCUGAAUUUUUUUUCCUUAUUUUUAUUACAGUUUAUGACUGAGAUCCAAAAAAACAUGUUCAAAUGUUUUGCUAUCGUUCGUAUUUGUAAUUGUUGAUAUGAGUCGAGGAUAUAAUGUAUCAUAAAUGCCUGUAAAUUGUAUAAAAAAAAAAUCAUGCAUCGUUAUCAAUACUUUUUCUCUGUUCUAUUAUUACAUACUCUGUUCCUGAUUCCAGUUGUCUUGCCAGAUUAUUAGGAUCCUGUUUUUAUUACGUAUUAAGAUAUGUAUUAUGUUUAUUCUAUCAGCUGAAUUCACAGGUUUUACAUGACUAGAAUAGUAAAUAUUUCAAAUAUACAAUGAUGUCAAAUUUUCAGUUUUAUUUUGCCAAGAAAAUAACACUACUGCUACAGUAAAAUUAACUUCUUUAAUUGAAACCUAGAAUAUGUUACUAUUUUGAAAGAUAUCAGGUAUGUGCUAAUUAUAUUUAAGCCCUGAUUGCAGUGAGGAUAUUUUCAAUCCCGAUUUAGUCGUUGUUUUGUUGGGAAAACCAUGCGCAUCGAAGAAUGCUCCAUUUAACAUAGUGACAAUCUCGCAAUCAUUGAAGGAUAAAACUUUAUCAGUCCCUGAUAAGUAUAUCCAGUCAUUUAAUGCACAUUUUCAAAGUGCAAUUAUUAACUUAAAUGUCCACGAAAUAACCUUGAAUCCCUAUACAUGUAUCAUGUUAUAUUAGUGUUGAAUUUCAAUCUUUGAAAAUAUUAAAGAUUUGUGUUAAGUUUUUGGUUGAUUUGAUUCCUGAUGCAAAUGUUUUGCGAGGAGUGAAUUAGGCAAUUUUAUUUUUAAAUUGUCAAUUCCGUUCCUCUACGAUACACACCAAUAUUUGUAGAGGAACAGAAGUACAAGUCUAAUUUUAAUUAGAUAGGUAAAUUUAGUAUGUUAGUGCUAGAUGUAUUUAUGUAAUCUUGACUGAUUUUGUCAAUAUAUGCGGUUUGUUUUAACAGUAGCAUAUGAAAUAACUGUUACAUUUAUUGAUUAUAAUUAAUUACUGGAGCAAAUGUACCUUCAAAAGACAGAUGUACUUCUGAAAAAAGAAAAGAAAACAAUGUCACAUUUAAAUGUCAGGAAGUGAUUUCCAGUUUUACAACUUGUUAAUACAGUAACACAAUCAGUAUAUAGUAUCAGUCAAAAGGUAAGUGAGAGACUUUUAAUAUAUUUAGAUUAGGUAUGAACAUGUUAGUAGUGUCUAUAAGUCAAACUUUGUGUUCUAAGACAUGUACCAGUUCUAUGACACCUAAUCAAGGUGCUAAGCCAGAGAUCACCCAGCCUCCCACAGUAUUUGAAGUUUUUACUUUACUCAGGAGUGAUUAACUUGUAUAAAUAAAUCUGAUGAAAUCA
This is a messenger RNA of Mizuhopecten yessoensis (Yesso scallop), 4524 nucleotides long. Its product is annotated as protein brambleberry-like. Lineage: Eukaryota; Metazoa; Mollusca; Bivalvia; Pectinida; Pectinidae. The coding region runs from base 79 to 1884 and encodes 601 amino acids. The record is from RefSeq and is a predicted model, not a curated record. The transcript is spliced from 11 exons.